This is a messenger RNA of Mastomys coucha (southern multimammate mouse), 8605 nucleotides long. It is a transcript of the gene St8sia1, whose product is annotated as ST8 alpha-N-acetyl-neuraminide alpha-2,8-sialyltransferase 1. The transcript has 5 exons. Bases 189 to 1016 code for a protein of 275 amino acids. The record is from RefSeq and is a predicted model, not a curated record. Gene Ontology annotation, biological process: oligosaccharide metabolic process; N-glycan processing. Gene Ontology annotation, molecular function: alpha-N-acetylneuraminate alpha-2,8-sialyltransferase activity. Lineage: Eukaryota; Metazoa; Chordata; Mammalia; Rodentia; Muridae.
AACCUAGUGCAUGCAAAUGUUUAUCUCAUUCUGGUUGACUCCUUCCCCUAGAACUGAGCAGGCUUUGGUGUGCUGAUUGCCCCUGAGCUGGCCAUCUCUCUCCCCUGCAGACUCUGGUGUGCUGAUAGUCCCUGAGCUGGCCAUCUCUCUUCCCUUCAGCCGAGUGUGUAGAAGAUGCUACGAAACAGAUGGAAGACUGCUGCGAUCCUGCCCAUCUCUUUGCUAUGACUAAGAUGAACUCCCCCAUGGGGAAGAGCCUGUGGUAUGACGGGGAGCUUUUAUACUCGUUCACCAUUGACAAUUCCACGUACUCCCUCUUCCCUCAGGCAACCCCCUUCCAGCUGCCAUUGAAGAAAUGUGCGGUGGUGGGAAACGGUGGGAUUCUGAAGAUGAGUGGCUGUGGCCGACAAAUAGAUGAAGCAAAUUUUGUCAUGCGGUGCAACCUUCCUCCCUUGUCAAGUGAGUACACCAGAGAUGUUGGUUCCAAAACUCAGUUGGUGACAGCUAACCCCAGCAUAAUUCGGCAGAGAUUUGAAAACCUGCUAUGGUCCAGAAAGAAAUUUGUGGACAACAUGAAGAUCUAUAACCACAGUUACAUCUACAUGCCAGCCUUUUCUAUGAAGACAGGCACAGAGCCGUCUCUCCGUGUGUAUUACACACUGAAGGAUGUUGGAGCCAAUCAAACAGUGCUUUUUGCUAACCCCAACUUUCUUCGGAACAUUGGAAAGUUCUGGAAGAGUAGGGGGAUCCAUGCCAAGCGCCUGUCCACAGGACUCUUUUUGGUGAGUGCAGCCUUGGGCCUCUGUGAGGAAGUGUCCAUCUAUGGCUUCUGGCCCUUCUCGAUGAAUAUGCAAGGGGAGCCCAUCAGUCACCAUUACUAUGACAACGUCUUGCCCUUCUCAGGCUUCCAUGCCAUGCCUGAGGAAUUUCUUCAACUUUGGUAUCUUCAUAAAAUCGGUGCACUGAGGAUGCAGCUGUACCCGUGUGAGGCGCCAUCACCACGGCCCACUUCCUAGGGACUGCAGAAGAAGAAAGGACUGGACGGGAUUAUUUUUGCUAGUUUUUUUUAUGUGACUUCUAAAAAGAACUGCCAAAGUGUGUCGUGGAUUGACAUGAUAGGAAACAAACAAAAAACCAAGCAAAACUGCUUUUGAUGUUAGCUUGGAGAACAAGCAGAAGUAAAAUGUCCCGGGGAAUGUUUUUAUAGUGUUGUGGAUUCGCUAGUGGGACAACCUCAAGGAGACAAUGCUGGCAGAACACGUGUCUGUAGUUCAAAUCUAGAAGAUGCGAUUCAAGGACCAGCAGAGCUCUAGUUGCUGAGGCCGAGGGGCCCAUCAUGGCAGCCUGUGGGAGAUGCUGGGGUAUUGCUGACUGUCAAUAUACACUGGCAUCAUAAUCAUUUUAAUGACCUGUCUUACUGAGACUGGCAUUAGAACUAUAGGUUUAAAAAAAUUAUUAUUGAUUUUUGCCUUGUUUAGGGCUAUGGGUGGGUGAUGGUAUAAACUUACAAAACCUUCCCUGCUGAUUAUUGUGACUGGUUGAAACAACUCUAUGAUGACUAAAGUCCCCUCUACUAGUACAGUUUUCAAUGAGAAUUGCUUCUUGCCUCUUUUUGGUUAAGUCUACUUAGCAUGGAGCUCUGUUGAGUUCGGACUGAGUUGAUCCAUUGUCUAGAUCACACGAGCUGUUUCUUCACAUCAGAAGUUGAGAGGGAAACUAAAUUUUAGGUCCCCACCACAUCAGCCCAUGGGCUCUGUUAUUUUCAUAGAAUCAGUAGACAUGCAAGUACAUGGUUUACUUGUAAAGUAGUAGAAGUGUGUUUGUCAUUUGAUGAGAGGUGAAGUAGCUCACAGAAUGAGAGCUUAGUCUUCAAGGUAGACAGACCAGAAGGCAGGACCUUUCCCAUCUAACACGAAUAUUUCCUUUCAAGAUAACUCACAUGUGUAUGCAUAUAUGUCUAUACAUAUAUACAUGUAUGUAUAUAUGUAUACACACGUGAGUUAUCUUGUAUACAUAUAUAUAUAUAUAUGUAUACACACGUGAAUAUAGACACAUACACUCUGACACUCUCUACAUUCUCUACAAAGUAAUCAAAGAUUAUUCCCAUGUGAUCAUCAGUAUGGAGUGUGCAUGGCCUGGAGUCUGUAACCAGUACUGGAGAGCCACAGAGAAAUAGUAUGAACUCCAUUCCAUGUUGACACAGUCAGGCUGGCAUGGCAGUUGCUGUCAGCUUGUGUCCAGCACAGAGUGCAAGGCUGACCCUCAAAUACAUAAAUCAGAAUGAGAACUUCUCUCUUACUCACACUGCCUCCCUCCACCCCAACAUUUCAUGAAUGGGCCCUGUGUCGAGCCUAGUGACAUGUGACAUGGCUCAUGCAAGGAAGCAGGUAGGACCCUCUGGCUGUUUAUGUCCUUAAUGUCUGGCGGGGCUGUCUAAGCAGCUUGGUACAGCAGUUUUGACACAGUGGGGGCAGGGAGGGCUUUCCUGGCAGAUUCUGGCCCAGUCAGUCUGCUUACUGUAGGUAAGGGGGUGAUCAGGGAGAUCACUCAUGACCUUUGUGCUUUGAGGUGUGCUAAGCUCCCAGGAGAUGUAAGAACUCAUGUUUACUCUUUCAACUGUGGUCAUGAUAGAGGUGAAAUCGACUCACAAGUUCUGCCUCAUCUUGAAGGUAGAAACUUGGUAUAUUGACCGUGUCUAUGAAAAGCAGGGAACUUUAAAAAGGGGGUUAACUUACAAGAUAACAAAGCUACUGAGAAGCUCAACCUUUGGGGGUGGGGGAUUUCUGAAAGUGAUCCAAUAUUCAGGCGCUGAUGUUUGGGAGGCUUACCGCUGUGCACAGCUGGCUUAGAGUUUCCAUUUGCGUGCCAACAUCAGGAUAUCCAGAAUGCAGCACGAGCUGCAUUACUCAUAUCUAUGAAACCCUGACUACAAUCCCUGUUUUGAGCUACUGGUACUUAAUGCUUAUCUAAGAAAGAAUACAUGUUCACCAAUAGACUUCCUCAGAAGUAUAAAAGAACUUAGAAAACAUCACAUACAGAGAUUAAUUAAAUAUGCAUUCAGAAUGCAUUAAUUGGUCAAAAUCUAAGCAAGAAGCUUUGGGACUGGUCCAUUAUUUAAUGCAUUUGAAUUAUUUCAUGUCACUGUUCACUGAGAACACUCUCUGGGAGUUUUAACUCUCCGUACAGUCCCUAGAACAGGUCCAUGGGAUAGAUUUGUGUGUUUAGUCUGUACAAUUUUAAAGCUGCUCCCUAUGGCAUUUGAAUUUCAGAACAGAAACAGCCAACACCGUCCGUGCUCUUCACCCAUGCAGACUGCCCUUCCCUCUCAGGCGUUGUCAGGACCCCGGGAAUGCUCUAAAUUGUUAUGAGCAAAAGUGCUCACACUUGUAGUUGGGGGCAGCCAUGAAGGCUGGUCCAGUAGCCACAGGCCAGCCACUUGCCACAGAGAAUGACUCUAUGAAGUGAUAGUUGUAUGAAGGUUGAGGAACCCCCAAGUUAGACCAAAAGAAACGUUUGACUGCUCCUGUUGUCUGCCCUUAAGGCCCAGGUAUAGUGCUGAUGUCAUGAACAGUAUUGCUGUGGCCUUUCAUUAUUUUAUAAUGGCAAUUCACUGGGUAUGUCAUAUGUAACAUUAUACGUGUCCGGUUAGAUGAUGUAGCUAAGCAAGAGGUAGGUGUGUGUGUGUCUGUAUGUCUAUGUGCAUGUCUGUGUCUAUGUGUGUAUAGCUGUGUGCAUCUGUUUAGCAUUAUUUUUGGUAAAGUAUGUCUUCCUGAGUAGAAACCUCUCCAGAAUCAUCCUUUAGAACAUUCUAGAGUACUGUAUUAGUCUUAAGAGAUUGGAUAUUAUUCAAUUCUGGUUAUUGAAAUUAAGGCCUUCAGCUCUGGGACUUGUCCAUUAUUUAACAUAUUUGACCUUUAACUUUCGGCUCAGAAGGGAUUUGAGUUCUGAUAGAAAUGUGUUUUUUUUUUUAGAUUAUUUAUUUAUUUCAUCUAUAUGGGUUCACUGUCACUGUCUUCAGACACACCAGAAGAGGGCAUUGGAUCUCAUUACAGAUGGUUGUGAGCCACCAUGUGGUUGCUGGGAAUUGAACUCAGGACCUCUGGAGGAGCAGUCAGUGCUCUUAACCACUGAACCAUCUCUCCAGCAAUAUGAAUGUUUAAUAGGAAUCAUUUAAUUAAUUUCAUUGCACCUGGCAAGAAGUGACACUCCUCUCUACCACCAAUUAGAUCAAUGCUUAGACCAAUUAGAUCAAGUGCGGGUAUGUGCGUGUGUGUGUACAUGUGUGUAUGCACACAUGUGUGUGUAUGUGUGUACCUGUGUGUAUGUGUGCACAUGCAUGUGGAAAAUAAAAUUGCUUCAUGGAGGAAGAAGAGAGAAUGCAGAGACUGCAAAUGAAUACUCAAACAGGAAUUCUCAUUUUGAGUCAACUGCGACUUAAGAAUUUGUUGAUUCUCAAGAAGUUCCCAAGUGAGGGUGGCUGCUGUUUGAUUUCACUCACACUUCAGUAAAAUUAAGCUAGGCGAAGAGCAAGUCAUCCCACCAGAAGGAAAGCUUUUACAUGAAAGAGCUGUUCUCAGAAGAUACCUCUUAGUGCUUUGCCAAAAGUAUAUAAAAAAAAAUUGUGUGCCUAAACUAAAUUGUUCACGUUUAUGAUGUGACAAAGGAGGAGGGACAAGAGACUCUCACCCUUGAGGCCUGAGCACCCUUGCAGAGGUCCUGAGUUCAGGUUCUGACACACACUUACCCACACACAGCUGCCUGCUACUCCAGGUCCAGGGCAUCUGGUGUCCUCUUCUGGUCUCCAUGGACUGAAUGCAAACAGGAACAUACACAUAAUAAAUAAAUAAAUAAAUCUUCAUAAAGGUAGAGAAUUAAUUCUCUAAUAUGGCACAUGUUCAGGUAGUGCCCUCUGUGCUUCUUUCCUGGGAAGCCAGACUUCUAUACUUUUAUUUUUUAUGUUUGAGAAUACCAAGUUUGUGGAAUCGUCCACUGGCAAAUCAUUGUCAGGAAGGAUCUAAUGAGAAAACCAGUUCUGAGUCCACCGAAUGGUGCUCACCUUAUAAAAUACAGGGCUAUGGUAUAGACGCUUCCCCACCAGAACCAGGUAAGAUUACUUCCCGUCAAAAAGUCCAGAGGUCAUGGGCUGUAAAGCUUUGUCUGGACAUUCAAGGGCAAGUCUGCAGGAAGAGAGCACAGAAGAGGAAUAAAGACUGGGGAUGCUGUUGUGUGUUCUUUCCUGCCCAGAGUGGUCGAAGUCUGCCCGGGAUACUGUGGAAGCUCCAGACAGCACAUAUCAGGGGUGGAAGCAAAUUAACAAUGUUAUGGCACCUGCAGCCCAGGUUGAUGUGUCUAGUGUGGUCAGCAGUAAAUGCCCUUAGAAGUUUUGGAAACUUAAUUCUGUUUUAUGCUCAGGAGAGGAAGAGGCAAGGUGAUAUUGGAGGUGGCCAUAGUUCCCAAGCUCUCAGCAUUCAAGGGGUCAGAGGGGUCUAUACCUUUGUUCUUGAUGACCCACUACCACUUAUUCUUGUCCAAGAGAGGAGCUGGCUUUCAUGGAGGGUUGAGCAGUAGUCCCCACUCCCACCUAUCUCUGUCCUAUCACAGUAGUUGGCUUCCAUCGAGGGUUGAGCUAUAGUCUGGCGACUACAGGAGCCUCAGCAUGAAAAUUUGCUGAGAAUUUAAACUUUUGAAUCACCAGACAUACUUUGCUUGGAUUUCUUGCCUAGGCUUACCCUUGCUAAUUUGUGUGUCCUGUGGCAGAGUCUUGUCACCUUGACCCAGGUGGGACUCUGCAUGUGAUCACGAGCAGAGUUAUUUUCUCUGUGUAUAUGAAUGGACUUUCUGAGUCCCUGAAUCCAUGGAAAUAGCAAAUACCCCAUAGUUCCUGUGCUGUGUCUUUGAAAGCCUGGAAUUCUGAAGUUCAGCAUAUGUCUAUAAACUCCUAAAUGGGAGGCCACAAGAUUUAGUCUCAGCCCUAUACAACUCCUGUUGUGUAAGUGGGAGAGUCUUAUAUAUGUAGACAACACACACACACACACACACACACACACACACACACACACACACUGGAAUAAUAAUAGUAUCUAGUAUCUGCCUUAUUCUCAGCCUUAACAUGUCAUUUGACAUUUUCACACACAUUCCAGAGAUAAAUGAUUGAUACAUGACACAAAUGGAAAAGUGAUUCCAAUUAUCCAACCUUGCUCACUGCAACAAAGAAGGCAUCCGCUCCUGCUUCUUGUUUGGGUUCUCUCUGUUGCUAGGAUUUGUAGUUUCUUCUGCUUUUAAUACAGAAGAAUAAAUAACAUAGAGAAGUGAGUUACAAUAUUAUGAGCAUUUGAAUAACAGCCAAAGCCCUUGACUCUCACUUGUGAGAGCACAAAAGAGGAAUUAUAUUUUAUGGUUGCUCAUUUAUCUAGACUGUCAGUGUCUCUGUUGUGUUAAAAGCCUUCCUCGGUUUGCUUUUUAGUUGAAGCUGUUGGGAAUCAAUCAAUAACUCAAAGUUGUCCAAGAGUUUUAUGGUGUGAUGUCCAAACAUGCUGAUCCUGCUUCUUCCAGCCUCUGUAAUUAGAGUUCCUUUGGAUGUCUGUCAUUUUCAAAUGUGUGUUUCAUGUAAUAACAACAAACACCAAGAGAUGUGACUUAGUCUGAAGCAGAGAAGACUGGAUUCAGAACAUUCUGGAUUUUCUGUCCAGUAAAACAAACAAACAAACAAAAUGCAAUAGAGAAAAAAGAUUUAACCAAAAUGAAAACUAAGAGAAAAUAGUGAUUCCCUCCCCCACACACACACCCCAGAAAGGACCUAUUGGGAGGGAUCUCAGAAGACAGUGCAACAGACAGGAAGGAGGGGGCGAUUGUCUUAGAAGCUGUUUCAAGAUAACAGAAGGAGACGUGUUGCCGUGCGGUCAUUAGGGUCGGAUGAAGAGAUGAGAGAUGAAGCUGGAGCAUGGAUUUGGCAGAGGUGCAGAGAAGCCUCAGAGGUGGUACCUGUUUCUCACAUGGGUCUUAGCAGUUUUGGAGUCCCCCAGGUUCCUAUCUUCUCCAGGCAGCGCCCUCCUGGGUGCCUGAGCUUGCUGAAGUGAACAUCCACAUAUCCCUCUGUCAUACUCUCAAAGUGAGUUACAAUUUAGCUCUCCUCUCAAGAUGGUGGGAAAUAUCACCUUGAUGUUGACCACUGGAUGUGGUUACCAUGUACAAUGUGCACAGCAAGAGUUGGUGUCAACUUCCUGUCCCCAUGAUUCCCAAGAGAGGCCAUGGUAGCUUAGAUUCAUUAUCCUUCAUGUUUUAGUUCAAACUCAAUCUCAAUCUCAAUCUCAAUCUCAAUCUCAAUCUCUCUUUCUCUUGCUCUUCCCCCUCCCCUUUCCUCCUUCCCUGUGUUAUUUUUGCUCACAGAAUAUAGAAGAGUAACUGACUUGGUAGUGGGGAGUGGCAGAGGGUGCCUUAACUUUUCCUGGCUCGGCUCCCCACUUACAUAGUUCCUUCAUGUGUCUGUUGCUUUGUAGAUGUUUCCAUGUCUGCCCAACGUGUACCUUAAUCAUCAGCAAAGACCCCUUUACAUGUAGCAACUGGGACUAUUUUAUAGACAUUUACAGUAGUGUAUAGGCCUUGGAGAAGUCUGAUGAUGGUGUGUAACACCCUUUGCUGCAUUGUGGAACAUUGUUUUAAGGUCUUUUAGAUGAUAACUACAGAGAUAUUCCUAGAGUUAAGAAUGAUUUUCUGGAAAAUUCCAGUAUUCUUGGAAGCAAUGAACCAAUCUAUCACUGUUUUUUGUUCUGUUUUCAGCACAGAUAGGCCCUCUCUCCAUAGUUAGGAUGACUGACGGCUACCAUAGUGUACAUAAGGAUCUUACACAUGAGAAGGGGCGAGACAGGAUGCACCUCACAAUAUUUUAAAGCCUACUUCAUCUUUAACAAAUUCUGUAAUACUGCUUGACUUAUACAUAUCACAUGGCGUACUUUGAUCUGCAAAAUACUGGGGAAAUAUUUUUACCUUUGGCCUCUUUCAUUGUGUAUUGUAGACUCUAAUUCCACACAUAUGCAAGCUGUUUUAUCAGUGUGAGUUUUCAGAAGCUGGACAAGAGUAAAAAUAGGAAAUUUUAAACAUUCUUUCUCAUGUAAUGUAGUCUACUGAUCCAUGAAUAUAAUAAUUCUGGGAGAGAUUUUUUAGAUCAGAUAUAAAAUUGAAGUCAUCCUUGAUGUGUUUACAGAGUGGCUUCGUCCUAUUAAAGCCAAAUUUGAUGGAUAAUAAGUGUGGGGUAACCCAAUACUGUUCAUUUCCUCUUUCUUCCCUUCUUCCUUUCUUCCUUUCUUCCUUCCUUCCUUCCUUUCUUUCUUUCUUUCUUUCAAAAGAAUUUCACAUAAAAUGUAGCAGGUAAGAAACUGUCUGAUCAGUGCUCUUUAUGGUGGGACUUGAGGAAAUGGUGCCUAUCUGUUGGCUGAGACAAACAGUGAUGUGCCCAGGGGAGGUCACUGGGAAAUGUCUUUCUUUUAUUAUUAUUAUGUUCCUGAGUGAUGUGGCAGUGAAGAGAUUUAAGUAAGUCUCUGUUUCUCUACCUCCCUUCCUUAGAGAACAUUUGGAAGCGUACCCUGUGAAUAAAAUGGCUUUUUUCCAA